Chironomus riparius is the source of this 1617-nucleotide messenger RNA. Lineage: Eukaryota; Metazoa; Arthropoda; Insecta; Diptera; Chironomidae. The record is from the annotation of a GenBank genome assembly.
AAAAAAAUCUCAAAUAAACAGAGGAAAAAAGUAGGAAAAAAAAUUGUUUAUAAAUUAAAAUUUAUUUUACACAAAAUCAAUUAUUGCUGGACCAGAAACCAGCUAGAAUGGCAGGCGGAUCAUCAACAAAAGUGGUGCAAGUCACCAAUAUUGCUCCGCAAGCGACCAAAGAUCAAAUGCAAGCGUUGUUUGGUAUUUUGGGAAAAAUUGAUGAAAUUCGGCUUUAUCCAUCAAUCAGAGACGUCUCAGUUCCAGUUAUAUCCAGAAUUUGCUAUGUCAAAUACACAGAAUCGAGUGCAGUGUCAGCAGCACAACACAUGACAAAUACCGUCUUUAUUGACCGAGCUCUUAUCUGUAUUCCGGUUCAGAGCAUCCCAGACGAAUACCACGCCCUCGAGAUGUCAGCAAGUGGAACUUUAGUUCCAGGCUUCGGUAAUUAUUCAUCGGAAUCAAAGCUUCCACCAGAAGUUGUCUCCCGCAUCGAAGGUCAAAUGCCAAAUCAAGUCAUUCGAACUUACGAUCCAAAACUUGAGAAAUACAAUCUCCCCGAGUAUCCAGCACUUCCGGUCAAUUAUGAUGAUCGUAAAAUUGAAGAGACAAGACGAACCAUUUUAGUCCUCGCUGUUGAGUCUGACUGGAGAUUGAAUGACUUGAUUGAUCAUUUUAAAAGAGCUGGUGAGGUGAAGUACGGACGAUUUGCUGAAACUGACAAUCGGCAAAAAAUCGCAAUGGUUGAAUUUUGUGAGCAAAAAAGUGUAAUUUAUGCACUAAAAAUGCAAGGAUCAAGUUUCAAUGGAGCACCUCUUAAUAUUCAUCACUCAACGCAGCCAAUCGUUAAGCCAGAAGCAAAGACAAAUGAGGCAGCACAGAAAGAAAUUGAGGAAGCAAUGUCAAUUGUUAAAGAAUGUCAUCAACAGAUUUCAGCUGUAAUUGAUCCUGCAUUUGGAAUUUUGGCAUCGAAGGAUAAGACUUCGGGAAGCAGAAGGUCGAGGACUAGAAGUCGAUCAAGAAGUAAGACAAGUCACUCGAGGUCCAAGAGGUCCAGGAGCAGAAAGAGAUCCACAAGCCGCACCAGACGCAAGAGAUCAACCAGCCGUCGUAAGUCUAAAUCUCGUUCAAGAAGUCGUAGCAAGCGCAGAAAGCGUUCUGUUAGUCGUCGUAAGAGAUCUCGUAGUCGCAGUAAGGAUAGACGUCGUCGACGAGACAAGCGAUCUCGUGAAAGGUCAAAGUCACGUCAUCGUGACCACAGAGCUAGCCGGAAUCGAUCCAAAAGUCGUGAACGUCGCUCAGCCUCAAAAACACGUCACCGCACGGACCGUAAAAAGCGAACUCACCGUGAAAAGCGUGAAGAACGUCGCUACUCAGUGUCACGGUCUCGAUCAAAAAGUCCACCAAAACGCUCACCAUCACAUGAGAAGCCAGUCUCAAAAAUAUCGAAAAAGCGCUCAAGCGAACGGAAAUUAUUGAAGAGAGUGUCUGAGGAACGAGUCAGAGAUUAUGAUGCUGAAGAGAAGAUUGGUUUGGAUGACAAUGGAUGUGAAAAGUCUAGCUCGAAAUCUGAUAAUAUGGAUAUAUCUCCAUAGAUUGUGAAUUAUUUGUGAGUUUUUUUUGAGGUGA